This is a messenger RNA of Toxorhynchites rutilus septentrionalis, 990 nucleotides long. RefSeq lists its product as uncharacterized. The transcript is spliced from 4 exons. NCBI's taxonomy places the organism in Eukaryota, Metazoa, Arthropoda, Insecta, Diptera, Culicidae. The record is from RefSeq and is a predicted model, not a curated record. Bases 8 to 802 code for a protein of 264 amino acids.
UAACAAAAUGUCUCGUGAAAACGCGAAAUUGGAACUGUAUUCAUUAUUUUGUCAAUGUGCAUCUGCGUUGCUCAUCGCAAUAAUAAAUGCUGCGGAGACGAGUGGCCCCCGCACUAAGAUGGUGAUUAAAGAAAAGAUUCUCCAGCUAACUAACACGCUUCAUUUGUAUUUGGUAACACCACCAUUGCUAAGUGAGCAGAAGUUUGCGGCUAGUCGAAGUAUCCGAGAUAUGACUGCUGAUUUACAAAGUUCUGGUCGAUAUGGACAGAGCGUUUACGGUUCUGCGCAAAGUACACUGCCGAAAUCGAAGGUCAGACCGUUCAAAGAGUCGAUACCCUCGUAUCGAGAAACUCCCCUUAGACCAAACGUUCGAACGCGACCCCGUCAUCUUGGCAUGAGUGGCAACACAACAGAAGCAGAUUUUCGCCACAUUCCGGUGCACUCCACAAUGAUCGGAGCAGAUCAAUCGCUGCCCAAUGCAUCCGCCACCACCCGCUUUCCAAUUGUUCAAAAUCUACUCAAAGCGCUCGCGGAAUCUCCCAACGAGGACGUUUACAGCAAGGCAAUUCUUCCGUUCGCUAAGGAUUCGCAUUUCACUGAUCAGCUGACCGAUGAAAUGGACAUGCUGAGAAGUGUUCUCAGCGAGGACGCUUCGCCAGAGACGAUUACAGUCGAAACGACACUCUCAGAUCGGCUUGGGCUAAUGGAAAGCAGCAUUCAGCGGUUGAUAAGUCACAUCGAUAAACUUGAAACGACAUUCGCCGGAGAUAAAACUGCAACGGAUGAAAAGAAGGAGAAGUAAUAGCAUAGGAAUCAGCAGCGCCGCGUAGCGUAUAUAGCAAUAACGACGCGAUGUAUUGAGAUGGCGACAGCAGAUGAGCGAGGGAUGUUACUAAAUGAUGAAUGAGAAUAUAAUUGGAAGGUGAUUUUUUGUAGAACAAUAACUAUUUCAAAACGACGAAGACACAAAUUACCGUGGAAAAUAAGUGC